CGUAACCGGUUUAGAACAUAUGAAACUGCAAAAAAGCUGAAGGGUUCAGUCAGCGGUUGAAGAGCAGCGUCUAACUCUUGAAACAACUCAACUCAGCUUCAGUGCCUGUUACAAGGGCAUUACAAUGCGUACGAAAAGGGAACACAUAGACAAUGUCCAGCCUGCCACGGUGGAUAAACAUUUUCAAGCAUUAUUAAACGACGAAGAGACAAUCGACUACGAUCCUUCGGAAGAUGUAACACCAGCAGAUUUCCCCGAGUGGUACGAUGAAAAGUUAUUCAAUGCAGGUAGAGACUACUAUGAUUCUAAUAUGGUCGGAAUAUCUACAGCUAGCCUGGCUGGAUUGAUAGCGGUGCUGUCCAUUCCAACGAUUCUAAAAGUUCUCAUUUACACUAAACAAAGUGGAACACCAUGCACAGCAUUCAAAAGAUAUUUUGAAACACUUUUGCACACUCGUGCUUGGUACAUGCAAGAUACGACAGUCAAGGGUUCAGACUGGUUCCGGUCAUUGAACGUAGUUCGUUGGAAACACAUGAUCUCAAGUCGACGAUCUUCUCGAGACGGAAGUGGAGGAAUCUUGCAACGUGACAUGGCUUACACUCAGUUCGGGUUCGUGGGCUACGCUUUGAUUGAGCCAGAGUAUUUGGGCCUGACGAACACUCCGAAGGAACGAGAAGGCCUCAAUCACUUUUGGCGAGUCAUCGGGUAUAUGUUAGGCAUUUCGGAUCGAUUGAACAUUUGUCGCAAAACCGAAGCCGAAACGACACAAUUGUGCAGAAGAUUACAAACCGAAGUAUUUGCAAAAUACUUCAAGGAACUGCCGCCAAAUUUUAUGCACAUGUCGGAGGUAAUGCUCGAUGGAUUUUGGGUCAUCGACAUGACCUUAAAGCCGGAUGUAAUUUUCGCCAUAACAUAUCGUUUGAAUGGAUUGACAUAUCACAAACCACUGAGCACUUGGAGCUGGCUCAAUCUGAAGUAUAGCGAACUUAUUCACACACUUCUAGGCACAUCCAUCGUCGGCCCUGUCUUGCGUAUGUACUUCAAACACUUGAUAGCAUUCCAGUACUGGAUGGUACGAAACUGGCCUAUCAUUGCGUGGAUUCGGUACGGAAGAGAAAAAUCUAAGAUCAAUCUCUAUCCAAAACUCAAAUAGCUAUGACGCGUCACGUUUGAUGUAUAUUUUUUAUAUUGUAUUAUUAUUUUAAAUGGACGAUUUUCAAAGAAUCAAGAGACAUUUGAGGGCCAAGAAAAUUGUUAACCAAAUCUAACGUGACGUUCAAAAGUUUUUACUGAGUAAUUUUACGUCACAUUUAUAGGAUAUUGGUGUGAUAAUUAUUGCAACAUCUUUCAAUUGACAGUCUCAACUUGUUUUUCUUUGAUUCUUUAGAUUUUCACUUGACUACCUCCAGCUUGAUUUGUAUUAACCCAUAAUGAAUUUUACGGGUGUUUUUAGUUAAAUUAACAGUUUUAUGUUACGCUGACAAAACUACUAUCAAAUUACCGUGUCGGCAUAGUUGUAAGUAAUUCGCGUGUUUAUCACGCGA
This is a messenger RNA of Diprion similis, 1544 nucleotides long. RefSeq lists its product as uncharacterized. Bases 125 to 1153 code for a protein of 342 amino acids. The transcript is spliced from 8 exons. Lineage: Eukaryota; Metazoa; Arthropoda; Insecta; Hymenoptera; Diprionidae. The record is from RefSeq and is a predicted model, not a curated record.